CCACACGCGGGGAGCCUGCCCCGAGCCGACGCCGCCCGAGCAGCGGAGAGGAGCGGAAAACCCACGAGCAGACGGGUUGCCUAGUUUUGUGUAUCCAGCAUCCUCGCCAGCAUCAUGCCUCGAACCCGAUCCCAGGCACAGACUACCAUCAGUUUUCCAAAAAAGAAGUUCUCUCAGACAUUGGACAAAACUCAGAACUCUAAGAAUGCUAAACUGGUGCCGACAAAUGUCCAGGCCACACCCUGUCCUGCAGAAAUUCUGCCGCUCAGCCCCAGAAAGCGCCUGGGCGAGGACAACCUUUGCAACACACCCCACCUCGCUCCCUGUUCCCCACCAAAGCAAGGCAGGAAGGAGAACGGUCCCCCUCGAUCACGUACCCCGAAAGGACGCAGGUUGGUAUUUGACGAUCAACCUGCAGUGAAGUCGCCCGGAAAAAGCAAACAAGCCAGAGCUCAGCGGAACAGAGUGGGCUCCUCAGUCCAGAAAGGCCAAGAGAGCCCAGGCAGUCGUGAGCAGAGAUGCCUGCCCGAGACGGAGCCCACGUGUCUGAGGCUGUUCAAGCGAGCAGGUACUUGCUACCAGCAAGCGAAGCUCGUCCUGAACACAGCUGUCCCUGACCGGCUGCCUGCCAGGGAGGCAGAGAUGGCUGUCAUUGGGAGCUUCCUGCGGAAGCACAUCUGUGGGAGGAAAGCUGGAAGCCUGUACCUUUCUGGUGCUCCCGGUACUGGAAAAACUGCCUGCUUAAGCCGAACUCUGCAGGACCUCCAGAAGGAAGUGAAAGGCUUUAGGACCAUCAUGCUGAAUUGCAUGUCCUUGAGGAGCGCCCAGGCUGUCUUCCCAGCUAUCGCUCAGGAGCUUGGUCAGGAAGAAGCGGCCCGGCCAGCUGGGAAGGACAUAAUGAGAAGACUGGAAAAGCAGAUGACCUCUGAGAAAGGCCCCAUGAUUGUGUUGGUGCUGGAUGAGCUGGACCAGCUGGACAGCAAAGGACAGGAUGUGCUGUACACACUGUUCGAGUGGCCAUGGCUCAGCAAUUCUCGAUUGGUGCUGAUUGGUAUUGCCAAUACCCUGGAUCUCACAGACAGAAUCCUGCCCCGGCUGGAGGCAAGAGAGCACUGUAAGCCGCAGCUGCUGAACUUCCCGCCUUACACUCGCAGUCAGAUAGCUGCUAUCUUACAGGACCGGCUUCAUCAGGUGUCUGCAGACCACAUCCUGGACGGCGCUGCCCUUCAGUUCUGCGCACGCAAGAUCUCCGCUGUUUCCGGGGAUGUUCGGAAAGCGCUUGAUGUUUGCAGAAGAGCAAUUGAAAUUGUAGAGUCGGAUGUCAAAAGCCAGACUAUCCUCAAACCACUGUCUGAAUGUAAACCGGCCUCCGAGUCUUGGGUUCCCACACGCGUGGGUCUCGCUCACAUCGCCCGUGUGAUCUCCGAAGUGGACGGGAGCAGGGUGACUCUGGGCAGCGUGGGCGCCCAGGACUCCUUCCCUCUGCAGCAGAAGGUCUUGGUCUGCUCUUUGCUGCUCUUGACCAGGCAGCUGAAGGUCAGAGAGGUCACGCUGGGGAAGUUGUACGAAGCCUACAGUAGCGUCUGUCGCAAACAGCAGGUGGCAGCCGUGGACCAGUCCGAGUGCUUGUCACUCUCAGGGCUCUUGGAGUCCAGGGGCAUCGUAGGAUUAAAGAAAAACAAGGAAACCCGCUUCACAAAGGUGUCUUUGAAGAUCGAAGAGAAAGAAAUAGAGCAUGCUCUGAAAGACAAGGCUUUAAUUGGAAAUAUCCUAGCUACUGGAUUGCCUUAAAUUCUUCUCUGUUCCUACCUGAAAGUACUCAGCGGAGUCUUCCUUUUAAUACUUUACACUCUUGGGUCUGAAAACGAAUACGGCCUUUUUUACUUGAAGCCAAUGAAUUUUAAUCACAAGUAGUAGUGCAGAGUAAUAUCUUUAGACCUUAUUAUUUUUACCCAUAAAAAUGUAAUAGAUCCUGGGCCGGGUGUGGUAGCGCAUGCCUGUCAUCCCAGCACUCGGGAGG
Fukomys damarensis (Damara mole-rat) is the source of this 2020-nucleotide messenger RNA. RefSeq names its product cell division cycle 6 (gene Cdc6). Gene Ontology annotation, biological process: mitotic DNA replication checkpoint signaling; cell division; DNA replication initiation. Gene Ontology annotation, cellular component: nucleus. The coding region runs from base 115 to 1791 and encodes 558 amino acids. The transcript has 12 exons. Gene Ontology annotation, molecular function: ATP hydrolysis activity; DNA replication origin binding. Lineage: Eukaryota; Metazoa; Chordata; Mammalia; Rodentia; Bathyergidae. The record is from RefSeq and is a predicted model, not a curated record.